GGCAGGACGUUGUGUUUUUAUUUAAAAAAUUAAUGAUAACAUAAAUAAGAAUGAAUUAUAUCAAUAUUUUAGUGUUUAAUAAAUACCAUAAACUGAAUAGUGCUAAAACAUAAACUCAAAUGAAGUACAUAGUUAAGAAAUAAACGUUCUAAUAGGAACUUCACAAUGGAAGAAGAGCUCAGGUGUUAUCUUUGCAAAGAAUUCUACAGAGAACCAGUAUUAUUGCCGUGCGGACAUGCAUUAUGUCGUAUCUGUGCUGUAACCCUUCAAACUCAUGUGCCUGAAGCAGAAAAUUCCGGUUCAAAUGAUUAUCAAGAAGCAGACAAAGCUUCUGUGUCUAGCGAGACUGACAGCGGUGUAGUAUGUGGAUCAAGGCCUAACAGUUACGCAGGAACGCCCGCCGCACUAGCAUGUCCAUCCGUAGCAUUUAGUCUGUCGUGUCCAGUUUGCAACAAGCAAGUGUACUUAGACGAAAAUGGAGCUGAAGGUCUUCCUCCCUUCCGGGUUAUGCGGACGAUUGUGGAACGUUUCGGGGGCGUCAGUGGUGCUCCUCCAGCCGAAGAGGCCUGUCAGAUGUGCGAAGGGGAGCGACGCGCGGCUGUGGUGCGCUGCGAGCAGUGUUCAGUGAGGUAUUGCGGAGGUUGCCGAGAUGCCUGGCACCCCACUCGUGGCCCCUUAGCGCAACAUGAGCUCCGGACGCUAGGAACGACCUGUGCAGACCAUGGUUCGACUCCAGCACUAUUUUGCAACACCUGUCUGGUCCCUAUCUGCCAGCAAUGCCUUGCUGAGAAACACAAUUCACAUGAAACACAGCAACUGUCUAGUGCAGCUAGAGCUCAUAAGACUGAAUUGUCACAAUCACUGCAGCAACUAUCUGAACAGGCAAAAGCAAUGACAGAAUAUAUACAACUAGUCAAAGGAUCAGGAGACAAAAUUAAUGAGUCAUGUGAAGAAUUGGAGAGACAGAUUGAUCAAGCAUGUGCAGAAGUAACUCACGCAGUACAGAGAAGACGUGAUGAAUUAAUCCGAUCGGCGAGAAAUACAAGAUCUCAAGCCGUGAGCAACAUGCGCACACUGACAUCACAGGCAGCUCAAAAGUUAAGAGAAGCUACAGCGCUACUGCAUUUCUCUAUAGAAACUCUUAAAGAAUCUGAUCCUGCAGCUUUUUUACAGGUGGGUAACAUCCUGUCGGCGCGUGCACAAGAGACCGCGUCUACAAUAUGUUCGUCUCUGGACCCGCCGCCCGCGCCUCCCGCUCUCACCCUCGACAUAGAACCAGUCCUUCGCACAGUGAAUACUAUGAACUUUGUUGAAUGCAUACCUCCGGGUGCCCCCGAGAUGGCAGUGGAAGCAUGCGCGGCGCGCGGAUGCUCGUGCACGCUCGCGUGGCGACCUCCCGCUGCGCCGGCCGCUGUACGUGGAUACGUACUCGAGCUGGACGACGGCCUUGGGGGACCUUUCCGAGAAGUAUACUGUGGAAGAGAAACAGUUUGCACUAUAGACGGUUUGCACUACGCGUCGUUGUACAGCGCUCGCGUAAAAGCCUUCAAUGGAGCAGGGGAAGGACCGUACAGUGAAGUCAUCGGCCUACAAACAUCACCAGUGGCGUGGUUCACCUGGGACACUCGCUGCGCAAUAGGCGAGGGUGCAUUAUCGUUAGACGCAGCGGGCUUAACAGCUCGCGCUGGAGGCUGGCAGCCGCGGGUGGCAUUGGCCGACCAGCCCUUGGCGCGCGGCUGCCACUACUGGCGCCUGCGCAUUGAUGACUAUGAUGGUGAUGCUGAUCCUGCUUUUGGAAUUGCUCGAGCUGAAGUUGCGAGGGAUAAGAUGCUGGGCAGCGACGCACUUGGCUGGGCGAUGUACAUCGACGCGUCGCGGUCGUGGUUCGUGCACGGCGGCGCGCACGGCGGCCGCGCGGCGGGCGGCAUCGCGCGCGGCGCCACCGUCGGGGUGCUGCUCGACCUCACACGCGGUACACUGAGAUUCACCGUUGACGGACAGCUCCAGGGUGACAUCGCAUUCACGGGUCUUCGUGGCGCUUUUUACCCGGCGGUUUCCCUGAACCGCGGCGUGGCUGUCACACUUCAGCCCGGCCUCACUCCGCCCCCAGAACUUCUAAUGCCACAUCUCUCUAUAGAAUAAACAUUAGCAAUAGUAAUAAAAAACUCGUUACUGUUAGAAAACGGGCCUUCGUCUGAGCCAAGCCAAGUAUUAUAAUAUUGUCCAAAACAUUACAGCCUCAAAACGCAUUGCAAAUUAAAAAUAAGACAAAAGAACAAAAGGUGCGCAACAUAGUAUUACGUUGCUAUUACUUAAGUCACAUAUCUCAUAACUUCGUUAACGUAAGUAUAUUAAAUUUAAGAAAGAUAUCUUGCCAUAAAUUAUGUGCAUAAGGAUACUAGUUAAGCGACAUUUGAAAAAAAAACCGCGAAAAAUUUACUUCUCAAGACAACUAAGAUUAAUUACUUGUAUAGUACCAAAGUACUUUAAUUUGGAACAUAUUUUUUAAGAAAACUAUACAAAGUGCACUUUAUUAAAUUUGGGCCUAUUACUUUCUAUGCAACGUAUUGUAUGUACGCUUUUCAGUUAAAAAUCGCUCAUUGGGCAUAAAAUGAUUUGUAUUCUCUUUUUCUCAAUAAUGUUUUAUUCACCACUUUUCGGUAUAAUUAUGUGUAUAUCUCUACAUUAUUACAUGACAGGUUUAAACGGCACGUUUUUAGAACUGCCUAAUAAGCUUAAGUAAUCAAAUAAGUUCAACUGAAGAAAUUAAUAUCACUGUUAUGAUUAAAAUUACUUUAAUGUAAUAUGAUAUGAUGAUAGACGUAGUUAAACUGAAUAUCACAGAUAUGUAUGAAUAUUUUUUGUGUGUGUAUUUCUAUAUAUAUGUAUGCUGCAGUUCGAUCUGGAAUCAUCUUCAAAAAAACAAUAACAUAAACAUGUAAGUAUUUUUUUGGAAUGUACUGUAGUACUUUUAAAUAAUUUUAUUAAUUUAUUUGUAUCUUGUAAAACUAGGGUACCUGAGACGAAACUAAUGAAUUCCAUCGCCCACCUUUUUGUACACAUGUAGAUAUCAACGAUGUCAGUAACGAGCGUGUACACAACGAAAUAAAUCAAAACACCUUUGCAUAUUUAUGAGCAGUUAACUAAAUACUAAUUACUUUGAGAAAUGACAGUCCACGACACUGCAAACGUUUUCGCUCACUCUUACUACAAAAUCAAAAGCUGUCGUUGUUUUUUUUUAUAAUUGCAUUUUGUACUUAAAAUACAAAUCACAAAUAUCGUAAAUAUAAAUUUUAUUGAUUGAAGGCAGCUACGUAAUUACAUAAGUGCAUUUUUUCAAUGAUUUAUUUGGAUUUUAGUUUACUUUCUAACUUACUUUUAUACAGGAUCAAGAGCGCAUCAAGCUGGACGCUUAAGAUUUAAAUUGAUCUCUACGCCGCUUACGAUAAGAACGGUCUAAAGUCCAAAGCGUCAACUUGUGGUGCUCUUGCCUCCAGCCACUUGAAUUGACUUUUGUUAUGACAUUAAAUUAAGACAUUUUACAAAAUAUUAUUUAUGAAACUAAAACUUGAUAGCUACUCUUUAUUUUCAAGACAUUUUUUUUUUUUCAAAUAGUAUUUAAACAAUAAUGACAUUUUAAGAAGUUAUGAAUUAAUAUUAAAAUUGGCUCAUUUAUAACAGACAUUAAGUCAACAAGUUAUUUAAUAUUUAUCGUUACGUGUUUGAAUUAGGCGUAACGGUUGGUGUGCUAAUUUUCUAAUGUACUUAAAUUAUAUUG
This is a messenger RNA of Hyposmocoma kahamanoa, 3778 nucleotides long. It is a transcript of the gene Trim9, whose product is annotated as E3 ubiquitin-protein ligase TRIM9. The transcript has 9 exons. The record is from RefSeq and is a predicted model, not a curated record. Gene Ontology annotation, molecular function: protein binding; zinc ion binding. Lineage: Eukaryota; Metazoa; Arthropoda; Insecta; Lepidoptera; Cosmopterigidae. The coding region runs from base 166 to 2142 and encodes 658 amino acids.